CCGUGCGAAUAAACCUUCCUCUUCCUCCUCCCCGAGGCUCCCAUCCCACGUCUCUCAAGAUUCCUCUCUUCUUCAUCAGAUCGCCCAAAAAAUAAAAAAAAAAUACGCUUUAUGAUUUUAUUACACCCGAUUUGUAUGCCCUGAACAAAGCUACAUUCUCGAUUCCACGGUUUUCCUUUCGCUUUUUCCUACGCAAACCCGAACUGCCUGAUCUCAGAUCGAAAUCCCAAGUCCAAUGAGGUGAUUCUCUUGUUGUCGUUGAUCUGGAAGCUAUUGGUAAUGGAGUCGAUUUUGGCGCGCGCUUUGGAGUAUACUCUCAAGUACUGGCUCAAAUCGUUUACCAGAGAUCAGUUCAAGUUGCAGGGCCGUACCGCUCAGCUUUCCAAUUUGGAUAUCAAUGGCGAAGCUUUGCAUGCCAGUAUGGGUUUGCCACCAGCUCUGAGUGUGGCCACGGCAAAAGUUGGAAAAUUGGAAAUCAUGCUUCCAUAUGUCAGUAAUGUGCAAACAGAGCCCAUAGUUGUGCAGAUUGAUAGAAUCGAUCUUGUUCUUGAAGAAAAUCCAAAUUCUGAUGUUCAGAAGGGUCCCAACAGUGCUCAGUCACCCACCGGCUCUGCAAAAAGUAGUGGUUAUGGAUUUGCUGAUAAGAUUGCAGAUGGUAUGACUUUACACGUUAAAGUCGUCAAUCUUCUUCUUGAAACCCGAGGUUCUGCUCACAGUGAAGGAGGUGCAGCUUGGGCUGCACCUCUGGCAUCUAUUACCAUACGCAACCUUGUGCUAUACACCACAAAUGAGAGUUGGAAGGUUGUAAAUCUGAAAGAAGCGAGGGACUUCUCCACGAAUACAGGAUUUAUUUAUUUGUUCAAGAAACUUGAAUGGGAAGCUUUAUCAAUUGAUCUACUGCCACAUCCUGAUAUGUUCACUGAAGCUAAUUUAGCGCGGUCUGAAGAAGGAAAUCUUAGAGAUGAUGAUGGUGCAAAACGAGCUUUCUUUGGUGGUGAACGCUUUUUGGAAGGAAUUUCUGGCCAAGCAUAUAUCACAGUUCAGAGAACGGAACUAAACAAUCCACUUGGGCUUGAGGUUCAGUUACACAUUACAGAAGCUGUCUGCCCAGCCCUAAGUGAACCAGGGUUGCGUGCUCUUCUCCGCUUCUUGACUGGACUUUAUGUUUGCCUGAAUCGAGGAGAUGUGGACUCUCAGCAGCAUUCUACUGAAGCAGCAGGGCGUUCUCUCGUCUCUAUUGUUGUGGACCAUGUAUUUCUUUGCAUUAAAGAUGCUGAAUUCCAGCUGGAACUACUGAUGCAGUCACUCCUCUUUUCUCGGGCCUGUGUUUCUGAUGGAGAAACAGCUAACUAUUUGACUAAGGUCAUGAUUGGUGGGCUAUUUUUAAGGGAUACCUUUUCACGGUCUCCAUGUGCUCUGGUUCAGCCAUCUGUGCAGGUGAUUGAUGAAGAUUUUCAAGCAUCUCCUGAUUUUGCCGAGAAUUUUUGCCCUCCAAUAUAUCCUCUAGGAACCCAGCAGUGGCAGUUAAUUCAGGAUGUUCCUUUGAUCUCCCUCUAUUCUCUUCAAGUCAAGCCCUCCCCAAAACCCCCGCAUUUUGCCUCAAAGACAGUUAUCCAGUGCCAACCACUAAUGGUACACCUUCAGGAAGAAGCUUGUUUAAGGAUUUCCUCUUUUCUGGCUGAUGGAAUUAUUGUAAACCCUCGUGAUAUUUUGCCGGAUUUUUCUGUUAAUUCCCUUCUAUUCACUCUCAAGGAAUUAGACGUUUCUGUUCCAUUAGACAUAGGUAACUUGGAAGAUCCAGCAAUCAGAGAAGACCUUUCCAUGAAAAAGUUAUUUUCUGGAGCAAGGCUCCACAUUGAGAACUUGUCUUUUUCUGAGUCACCAACUCUGAAACUGACGCUACUGAACCUGGAGAAGGAUCCUGCUUGCUUCUGUCUAUGGAAAGGGCAACCAAUCGAUGCCAGCCAGAAGAAAUUGAGAGCCGGGGCUUCGCAUUUUAGUUUAUCAUUGGAAACAACUGCCAACCAGAGCUCUCCUGCUCCGGAAUCAGGCUUGUGGAGGUGUGUUGAAGCAAAAGACGUCUCGAUUGAAGUUGCAAUGGUAUCUGCAGACGGGAAGGCGCUGCAAAUAAUUCCUCCCCCUGGUGGUAUUGUUCGAGUUGGGGUUGCUUGUGAGCAAUAUAUAUCGAAUGCAUCAGUGGAACAGUUAUUUUUUGUUCUGGACCUCUAUGCUUACUUUGGUAAGGUUGGUGAAAAGAUAUCUGUGGUUAAAGAAAGCAAACGUCAGAAUAGGACUGUUUCAUUGACUGGAGGGCUGAUGGAGAAGGUCCCUAGUGAUACUGCUGUAAUCUUGGCAUUGAAUGAUCUGCAGCUUAGGUUUCUCGAGUCUUCAUUCACUAGUAUUCAGGAAAUGCCUCUUGUUCAAUUUCUUGGCAAAGGUCUUUCCAUGAAGGUGGCUCAUAGAACCCUUGGAGGUGCUAUUGCUGUAUCCUCCAACUUAUACUGGGAAAACGUUGAGGUGGAUUGUGUAGAAACUGAAGGAAAACAUGCUGAUGGGAAUGGCUCCAUUAAUUCUCCGGUUAGCAGUAAUGGAUGUACUCAGCUGAGGCCUGUCUUUUGGGUUGUCAAUGGAGGAAACCGAAGGACUGGAAGCAGCACUAUUGCAUCUCCUUUUCUGGACAUAAGCAUAACACAUGUGAUUCCUCUGAGUGAAAAGGAUAAAGAGUGCCACAGUUUAAGCAUCGUGGCUUGCAUUUCAGGUGUACGCCUUGGUGGAGGGAUGAGCUAUGCUGAAGCUUUAUUGCAUCGAUUUGGAAUUCUGGGUGCUGAUGGUGGUCCAGGAGAGGGGCUCUCAAGAGGGCUAAAGCAUUUAUCUUCUGGACCUCUGUCAAAACUUUUUAAAGCAUCUAUAAUUGAUGACGUAAAACAAGGUGGAAGUUCCGGAAAUUGGAAUGGUGGCGGUUUCUCACAUUUGGGAAUGUCUGAUGACAUUGAUGUGUCUGUUGAAUUAAGAGAUUGGCUGUUUGCUUUGGAGGGCAGUGAAGACGUGGCGGAAAGAUGGUUUAACGAUCAUGAAGAUAUUGGAAGAGAAGAAAGGUGUUGGCAUGCGACUUUUCAGAAUUUCCGAAUAACAGCAAAGAGUACACCUAAGCAGGCUGAUGUAAAUGGCGUGGGAAAUCUGCAUGCCAGCCGCAAGUACCCUGUAGAAUCAGUUAUUGUCGGUGUAGAAGGUCUCCAAACAUUGAAGCCCCAAGUGCAGAAGUUGGCCAGCACUUCUAAUGGUUUUCUAGCAAACGGGUACGACAAUGGCCAGAAGUCGGGAGGGAUAAAUAUUGAAGCUCAUAUAGCGGCAUCUGUUGAUGAUGACUCUGUUCAUGAUGAUGCAUUGAACUGGGUGGCUGAAAGUCUCAAAUUUUCUGUCAGACAACCAGUUGAAGCAGUGGUUACAAAGGAUGAGUUGCAACAUCUGAUGUCUUUGUACAAGUCUGAAGUCGAUGCGAUGGGAAGGAUAGUUGCUGGGGUUAUACGUGUGCUGAACCUCGAAGGCUCUGUUGGCCAGGCCGCUCUGAAUCAUCUAAGCAACCUUGGAAGCGAAAGCUUUGACAAGAUCUUCUCCCCUGACCAAAGCCGGGCCAGUACUCCGAGAGGCUUACCCUUUGCUGUAUCAUCAGACCCACCAAGAGAAACCUCGCGGACAACCGUGGAAUCUACAGUCGCUUCCAUGGAGGAGGUGAUAAUGGAGUUAGAAGCAAAGUGCUCAGGUCUAGUUUCUGAUUUCACCGAUUCAGAAUUGUCUGCAAAACGCAUGGAUGAGCUCGAACUACUUAACCAGAAGCUCCAGAGCAUGAAGAGCUUAGUGGCUAAACUAAGGUCCCAAAUCUGAAAUGCCUUUCAUUUCCAAUGGGAGGAAGAGUAGAAUCCCACAAGGUUAUAGUUCAUUACCAGCAAAAUUAUUUUCUGUAUAUAGAAUACAUAGAGAUGAAAUAUUGCAAGUGGAAGUGAGAAAAUUUUGUAUCCUAUAUAUAUAGAGAGAGAGGGUUCACCAAGAUUUUGCCUUUGGUGCGCAUAACCAUAAUGUUUGCAUUUUCAAUUCCUCGAAAGGGAAUGUCUUUUUGGUUCAA
This is a messenger RNA of Tarenaya hassleriana, 4120 nucleotides long. RefSeq lists its product as uncharacterized. The record is from RefSeq and is a predicted model, not a curated record. The transcript is spliced from 20 exons. The coding region runs from base 280 to 3882 and encodes 1200 amino acids. NCBI's taxonomy places the organism in Eukaryota, Viridiplantae, Streptophyta, Magnoliopsida, Brassicales, Cleomaceae.